Micromonas pusilla CCMP1545 is the source of this 2469-nucleotide messenger RNA. RefSeq lists its product as uncharacterized. The transcript has a single exon. NCBI's taxonomy places the organism in Eukaryota, Viridiplantae, Chlorophyta, Mamiellophyceae, Mamiellales, Mamiellaceae. The record is from RefSeq and is a predicted model, not a curated record. Bases 1 to 2469 code for a protein of 822 amino acids.
AUGGCGACGCUUCACGACGUCGCGGGGGUCACCGCGCGGUCCUCGACAUGGGGCAUCGACCUCGAUAACCCGUCCGCGCGCGCGGAGUGGACGCGCCGGCUGAACGCCAAGGUGGAGGAGGCGGAGGAGUUGGCGAGCGUGGGCGCGCUCCUCGCGGACCAGCUUCGCAUCGCGAACGAGGAGAAAGCGCGCCUCGAGGUGGAGCACUGCAACGGCUUCGGGCGCGCGAGCGCGAGCACGGCGAAACCGAAGUGGGGGCGUCGCACGGCCGCGCCCGCGGAGGACGCCGCGCGCGCCGCCUCGAGCGCGUCCGCGACGACGGCGACGUUCCACUCCCUGCGCGAUUCGCUGCUAAGACGAUUCGGGAAGCACGGCGAGUACUCGCUCCUGUGCGACCCCGUGGACGCGUUCGAGUCGCUCGCGCGCGCCGCGCGCGAGCGCAGAGCCGUGUUCGAGGGCGUCGUCAACAGAGAAGCGCUGAGGCGAUACUUCGCCGACUUCGACACGAACCAUCCCGCGGUGGUGCGCGCGUACUUGGACGCGCGGCGGGGCGUGCACGAGCCGUCGGGUAAGAUCGGAAGCAUCUUUCUCAUGCCGUCUCGGCUCACGUCCGACGUGCGAUACUUCGCGCACGCGGCGGGGUCGCUGUAUCGCGUCCCGGAGCGCAUCUCCGCGGAGGACUUGCGCGAGGCGAUCUCGAAGCUCGAGGACGUCGACGGCGCGAGGGAGCUCACCGUCGAGGAUUGCGAAAAAUUCAUCCGCGAGUGGGACUCGAGCGACUACCUCCACCGCGACGGCGCGAUGCACGUGCUCGAUUUCGCCGUGUUCAUGCGGUUCGCGACGAUGAACGACGACGCGGAGGGCGCGGCGAACGUGCUGAACGCGACGAAGAACCUCACCGACCGGACGCGCGCGAACGCGAUGCUGAGAGUCGCCGCGGACGUGCGAAGACAGACCAGAGAAAAACUGACGCGGUACCGCGCGGCGGGCACGCGACUCGGGAGGGACGUCGCGCGCAACCGCGAGGCGGACGCGCUCAUCGAGGCGCUCCAGGAAGAAGUCGCGGUGUACGUCUCGCACCGCGACCCCGCGGUCGGGGACGUCGAGAGAGAGCUCGAGUUUCGAGUGGAGUUGGUGAUGCCCGUCGGGAUCGCCGCGGAUGCCGCGGGCGACGCCGUCGGGUCGAGGUGCAGGCUCGUCCCUCGGCUCACCCCCGCGCCGACGAUCGCGCUGCUGCUGCACGCCAUGGACGAUAACCUCACCGGGUACGUGACGCCGUCGGACGUGCGCCUCGCGCUGUCGCAGUGCGGGAUACCGCUCACGGCGACCGAGGCGCUGGUGUUGGGCGAGAUGUUUGAAGAUUCGCGAGCGAAGCACGGCGUCGGCGACUCGACGCGCGCGCGCUGGGCGAUCGACGACGUGCUCGAGAUUCUCGACGCGGAGCCCUUGCCUCCGUGCCGCGGCGGGAUCCCGACGCUGCUGUGGCGCUGGGCGCGAGGCGCGAGAGCCGCGGUCGUGAAGUACAUGACGUCGGGCGGAGCCGUCGGCGACCGCCGCGAGAAGGAGUACGAACUCUCCGACGUGAGCGACGCGGAGAUGACGCGGUACCUCGUCGCGCCGUCGCUGUUCGCCACGUUCGAACACGGCGCGAUACGCAAGGUGGCGCGCGCGUCGUUGUUCCGACGAAACAAGCUCGUGAAGGCGUUCCGGGCGCUGGACGACACGUUACCGGAGACGAGCGGCGCCACGGGCGUCGGCGCGUUGACGCAGAGCAACGUCAAAUACGCGGCGAUGAUCGCCGGGUGCGAUUUGCCGUCGUUCACGCGAGACGCGCGGCUCGAGACGCUCGCGGAGCGGUUCGUCCCGAGCGGCCCGGGCGUGCCGAGCAAGCUGCGGCUGAAGACGACCGGGAUGCGGGGGAAGCAGGAGAGGUACGUCGACUGGCGCGGCGUCGUGCGCGCGGCUGGGCCGUCGUUUGCUUUGUGCGAGCAAGAGAAAGCCGCGGGCGCCGCCGUCGGGGGCGUCCACGGCGUCGGCGUCGACGCGUGCGGGAUCUCUGAGGACGUGUACUACGCGGGCGAGGAUGCGAAGAGGGUGCGCGCGGACGACGUCGCGCACGACGGCGACGUCGUCGCCGUCCUCGCGUCCAUCGCGUCGUGGACGUACGAGUGGAUCGCGGAUCUGCGACGCGAGUUUGAAUCUCGCGACGCCGCGCUGACGGGCGCGCUCUCGCCGGGAGACUUUCUCGCCGCGAUGCGCGCCGCCGGGUUCGGGGUGGAGUGCUUCGGCGAGAGCGAGCUGAGGUGGUGCGUCGUCGCGUGCAGGCACCAGAGCGAGGACGCGGUCGUGUAUCCGAAGUAUCUGGCGUUGGUGCUCUCCGGGAUCGAGAGAGAGGUGGAGGCGGCGGAGAGGAAGCACCGGGAGAAGGUCGCCGCGGACGCCGCCGCGGACGCGCAGGAGCAGUAUUAG